UCGAAUACACAAAUUAUAUGUACAAUAGACGAAUGCUAUUUAUUGCGGAAGUAAUGGCUUCCUAAAAUUUUAAUUGCAUUUAUUUAAUCCGUAAACUCUUAAUAAUUGUGAAUUAUUCACUAAAAUAAACAUUCACGGAAAGGAUACAAUCGAACACGAGUGAUUGCAGUUGAUAUUUGUGUCAUUUUGCUUCCUACUUUUUGUGAUUUAUACCGCGAUCUGAACAUCUUUACACAAUGAAGAGUCUCUAAAGUUUUAUCGGUAUUUACACUUUCAUUCAACUACUGUUGUUUUUACUCGUAACUCGAAUCAUUUUUAAAACGUUUCCUACGUGAACGGCUGCAAAAAUGAACGAAAUGAUAGCCGCGGAUAUCGUGCAGUGCAAUAUAUCUCUAGUGUAAUUCUUUGGAUGAAGUCGAUAGCAGAAUGUCUGUGAGAAAGAUAAUAGCCGAGGGAGUGGAGGACGGGGAGGAGGAGUCGAGCGAGGAGAUGAUAGACAGCGACGAUGACGACGAAACUAUCGCGAGGAUACAGCGCGCACACUAUGCCCAGGCCGCCGCGAUGAACCCGCGCCGGCGGUCCACCACCCGGCCCAGGCCCAUGAGUCAGAAACGGAAGAUGGAGGCCGUCAAGAGCUUCCACGACUUCACCAAGAAACUAAAGAAGGACACGGGCAUAAGGAUACAAAGUUUAAUGGGAAACAAUAUUUUAGAUUUAAGUGAUUAUUCUAGUGAAGACAAUAAAACUGAUAGUGAUGGUCUGUCGGACGAGGAGUUUACGGUGAAUCCUAGUGCGGUCCAGGAGUUGAACGAGGAGAAUGAGAGUUACAUAGACCCUGAGACUGGGGACAUAGUUGGAGGUAAAAAAGGUGAAGUACCCGAAACUGAACCUACGGUGAAGUGUGAGGUGCCUGAGGAACCAGAAGACGAGGAAGCUAAAGUGUUAACUAUAAAUGACCUCAUUAACGAGGACGACUUGGACUUAACAAAAAAUGUUGAGAUAUCCGAAGUGGAGAAAAGUGAGUUGUGUUCUGAAGAAAACGCAGAGGAACUUUUAGAUAUAAAACAGGAGGAGAACAGUCAAGAGUUUGAUGUGACGGAGAAGCUAAAGGAAAUGGGUGAAAUUAGUGUUAAGCCUCUUAAAACAGAAGGUGAGGAUGAGAAUGCACAAAGUAGUAAAGCGGCAGAAGAGGGAGAUGAUGAGAAAAAACAAUCAAAUACCAGUGCACUGAAUGUGAGACGGAACAUUAGGGAAGUCAUGGAUGAGAAAAAUCUAGAUGCCUCAACUCUGGCUGCACAAAGACAGGAGUCCGAACGUCUUGCCAGAGUCCAGGAGCAGCAAAGGAUUAUCAGAGAGGUGCAAAGACAGAUAGCUAUAAAUAGACAAAACAAAAUCCAUCAAAAGACACUCUCCCUUCUCCAAGGGGGUUCCUCAAUUUUGAAGAAGGCUGGGGCUGGACAAAAACUAAACUUACCAAACACAGUAUUAGUUAAAUUGCCAUCUGGGGAGACGAAGAAAACAUCUAUGAAACAGGGCCAGCUGGAAGUGACUAAGGUGUCCAAGCCUCAACCAUCAGGAUCAAGUCCGAAGACUGGUAAAACUGACUCAAAGCGAGAGGUAGUGGAAAUAGUAGACGUAAUAAGCAGUAGCGGGGAGGAAUCUUCGUCGUCAUCUUCAGAUUCAGAUGAUUGUAUAAUGUUGUCCGAUUCAGAAGUUCCGCCAAGUCCCGAAGCUGAUGACGAUCCUAGCAAUUCUGGUCUCCAUGUGAAUGAUGCUUAUAACGUACCUGAUGAGCAAGGCAGAGUUCUAAUAAACAUUGGUCAUUCGGAAAAGGAAGAGGACAUUUUCCUGGCGCCACAGAUUGCGCGAGUUAUAAAACCACAUCAGAUUGGUGGCGUGAGGUUUUUGUUUGACAACAUAAUUGAGUCCGUCGACCGAUUCUCAACGUCAACUGGAUUUGGUUGCAUCUUAGCCCAUUCAAUGGGUCUAGGCAAGACAUUACAGAUUGUAUGCUUCUGUGACAUAUUCCUACGGCAUACAAACUCGAAAACUGUCCUGUGUAUAAUGCCUAUAAAUACUCUACAAAACUGGGUGGCUGAAUUCAACAUGUGGUUGCCAGUGGAUGCUACAAACAGUCCCCUGGCGGCGCACGGCGAAGUCAGGCCAAGGAACUUCCCCAUAUACGUGUUGAAUGAUAGCCACAAAACGCUGCAGAUGAGAGCUAAAGUUGUUAAGGAGUGGAGCUCCACAGGCGGUGUCCUUAUGAUAGGAUAUGAAUUAUACAGACUACUCAGUAUGAAAAAGGACAAAAAACCUCGUAAGAAAAAGAAACCCGACGCAAAAGCUGAGGCCGAAAAGGAAGAGAAGAAAGAAAAAGUGGAAGGCGAUGAAAUAUCGCCAACAGACCCAAAUUUACCGAAACCUGUCGAAGAUAGAAAAGAUUUAGGAGACCUUUUGCCUAAACCAGAAGAUAUUGAUAAGAAAGAGGACGCGCCAACAGAUGAGGAGAAGAAGCUUUUAGAUGAAAUGUAUGAAGCUCUAGUUCGUCCUGGGCCAGAUUUAGUAAUCUGUGAUGAAGGUCACAGAAUUAAGAACUCGCAUUCAAACAUAUCAUAUGCUUUAAAACAAAUGAGAACCAAACGACGUAUCGUUUUAACUGGUUAUCCGCUACAAAACAAUCUCCUUGAAUACUGGUGUAUGGUGGACUUCGUCCGUCCCAACUACCUGGGUAGCAAGACGGAGUUCUGUAACAUGUUCGAGCGGCCGAUACAGAACGGACAGUGUAUUGACUCGACGCCACAAGAUAUCCGGCUUAUGCGAUACCGCGCGCAUGUGCUGCACUCGCUGCUUGUGGGAUUCGUGCAAAGACGAUCCCACGCAGUGCUUCAAUCAACACUGCCACAGAAGGAGGAAUAUGUGCUGUUGGUGCGUAUGACGCCACUCCAGCGUCAACUGUACAAUAGAUUCAUGAACGAAGUCGUGCGGGCCGCGAACGUACCUAAUCCGCUGAAAGCGUUCGCUAUUUGUUGCAAGAUAUGGAAUCAUCCAGAUGUUUUGUACAAGUUUCUCAAAAAGAGGAGCGAAGCUAACGCCGCUAUUGAAGAAGACUUGGAUCUGGAUGAAAUUAGAGGCGUAACUAAAGCGGGAAGGCCGAAAAGUACGAGAACGCCGGGAAAAAGGGGACCGAAACCCAAGGGUAAGAAGCCAGCAGCAACCAUAUCGCCAACUACGACAGGUCAAGCGCAGCCUCGUGUAGAGCAACCAUUCAACAGCAUGGGGUACAAUGGCCCAGCCAAUGGUCCCUACGGUUCGACUCCAAACACGUUCAGACCGGACCAAGCUAUGGCGCCCUAUAGAUACCCGCCGUAUCAAAACUCCGCAUCUGAUUUCUUCCCACCUAACCAAGAGUUUAACCAGCAAUACGGUAAUAACUACUAUCAGCAGCAGCCAAAUCAAUUUCCUAACAAUGCCGUGUCCAACUAUCCAAAUGAAUACCCUCAGAAUCCAGGGCAAAGCUACAAUCAAGGUUACUGGGAUAAUGGAAACUACUAUGGCAAUUCGAACUACUAUAACAACCCACAGUAUGGAAACAAUCAGACGCCGCAAGAUUUCGGUGCGACCCCACCUAGUUAUAAUAGCAGUCAACAGUUUCCGCCAAAUUAUAAUGCUACAGGUGCUCAACAGUUCCCGAGCAACGCGUUGGCUCCUUACACGAAUAAUCAAGAUGGCUAUGGCAAUCAAAGCGCCCCACCAUAUAGAGGCCAGUUUCCGAAUACACCAGAUUACUCCCAAUAUUCUACACCAAAUAAUACACCUACCACGGCUUUCCCAAGUAAUCAAGGACAAGAUUACAGAAAUGAGCCAUUCCAGACACCAUUUACGGGCACAAACGCGUACGAAGCUAAUCCUUCCACUUCUUAUAAUCAAUUUGGAAACCAACCGCCCGGUUAUACGAAUUACACAAAUGACAUGCCUCCACAGCAUCCACAGAGCGUUCCUAAUCAUAAUCCUAUCAAAAAUGAGAUGACCAACUUUCCAUCAACAAUUAAACCUGAAACUAACGAAACCAAUGUCAACCAGUUUGGUCAUCCAUAUAACUAUCCGCAAAACGCGGCUUCUUACCCGGCGAAUACUGGUGAGAGUACCAACACUUUCGGCCCUCAAUACCCAUCGUGUUUGCCACAAUUAGAAACGAAGCAACCUUUGGGAAGCGCCGGAAGUCCAUUACCGACUUGGCCGCUGACAGAAUCUCUCAAAACUGAACUAGACAAAAUAAAGGCUGAAGACAAAAUCGAAAUGAAAUCUGAAUCUGACGGUGAGGUGAAGAUAGAAGAUUUAGAUACGAAAAAGAUUGUCAAGGACAAUCUAGCUAAGGAUGCUAGCAAAGACAAAAGUGUAACACCGACUCCAGAAACUAAGCAAGACGAUCCGCUCAAAGCGGAAAAUGCUUCGGAUCUGGACGAUGGAAAGAAAGGCCGACGAAAAGCGAAGUCCAAAGAAGACAAGACAAAGGUUGACAAAUCCAAACCUAAACCGAAACCUAAGCCGAAAGGCAGAAAAGAUCGAAAAACGUCGAAAGAAAAGAGUAAUGAAAACUCAGAAUCUGAGGAAAGUGACAAAGAAGAAAAAAUGACGAAAGAAGAAGAAUUGGCGUUGACCAAGAAGAAUGAAGAAAUGACCUAUGACUGGGCUAUGGAACUAUUGAAGGAUUAUAUUCCCGGUAUGAUAGAGAAUUCAUCGAAGAUGGAAUUAUUCUUUUAUAUCUUAAACGAAAGCAUAAAGUUAGGAGACAGGUUACUAUUGUUCAGCCAAAGUUUGUUCACAUUGAAUCUCAUAGAAGAUUUUCUAGAAAGAAAUUAUAUACCAGGAACUAAUUGUCUUUGGGAACGAAAUGUCUCUUAUUACCGCCUAGAUGGCUCCACCCAUGCGUUAGAGCGAGAGAAACUGAUAAACGAGUUCAACGCGAACCCUCAUGUACAUUUGUUCCUGGUGUCCACCCGCGCCGGCUCUCUCGGUAUAAACCUUGUUGGUGCGAACAGAGUAAUAGUGUUCGAUGCCAGUUGGAACCCUUGUCACGAUACUCAAGCGGUGUGCCGUGUUUACAGAUACGGACAGAAGAAACCAUGCUUCGUAUACCGAUUCGUCAUGGACUGUUGUCUCGAGAAGAAAAUAUACGAUCGCCAGAUAAACAAACAGGGAAUGGCGGACAGAGUAGUGGAUGAGUGUAAUCCAGACGCCGUACUUUCUAUGAAAGAAAUCACUAAUCUCUGCUUCGAUAAUGAUGAGAAGGAUUUGGAGCCUAAAGAUCUGACUGAACACAAAGACAAAUAUUUAGACAUGUUAAUGCAGGGUAUAAUAACGUUACACAGCAGGCUAUUGAGCAAAGAGCCAUUCCAACACGAGUCAUUGCUAGUUGAUAGAAAGGAAAAGAAAUUGUCUAGCGCCGAAAAGAGGCUAGCUCAGAGAGGAUACGAGCUAGAGAAGAAGGCGGCUGCAACUCCAAAGGCGACGCCAGCUUACCGCACUGUGCGCGCCGCCGACGGCAGCCUCGUACAGCGGCCCGUCGCCAGCGUGCGGCCCAUGCAGCACGGCGCACGCUGGAUACCCGCCGACGUGUGGCGGCGGCAGGGCAUGACGGCGCAGGAGAUGACGCUGCCGCUAGAUGUCGUGAUACCAACUAACUCGGCUGAGAAAACGAAUAUAGUCCUCAAAGCUGGCCAGCGGGUUAUGGUAUUGAAGUCACCCAAAGGAAUCUACAUGCAGUUGGAGUCUGGGAAGAUCAUUGCUAUAAAAACUUCUUUGAAGAAUUUGGGACAAAAAGCUUUAGACGCUAAGGACAGUCCUAUUGGAAAGAAAGUUUUAGGCAAUCGACCGUCUACUGCAAACAUUCCUGGGUCACUGAAAAAUAAUUCUGCUAUCACAAUUACAUCUAAGAGUACUCCUAGGCCAGGUUUCCACAGAAUCAUAGGCAGAUCUCCGAUGGGACAGAAAAUAUCUAGACCCAUGAUCCCGGGACAGAAGAUCGCCGAAAUAAGAAAUAGACUGGGCGAGAUGAGAGCGUACUCGAUGCGCGGCAAAAUGAACCCAGGUAAUCGAAUAAUGCGACCCAAUUUGCCUGGAUCACUCAGCAUCACUAGAGUACCAAAAGACGGUAGAAAACUCGACCCGAGCAGAGCGAUUAAAAUUGAACCGGAGGAAGAAGCCCAGGUUUUGGACAGUGAUGAUGAAGCCGAAGAACCUAAAGCUGAAGAUGAUAAGAAAGAUGAUGAAAAGAAAAAAGACGACGAAAAUAAAGCAGAUGACGAAAACAAAUCUGACGAUGAAAAGAAGUCAGACAAUAAGAAAGAUCCAGCUAAAGUGAAUGACGCCGGUAGUAGUCGAGCAGAUAGUACUAGAAGUUCCACAGAAAAUCAAAGCGAUUCGUCCGAAUCUGGUAGAAACGACGAUACUGAGCCUAUAGUUUUGACAACGGAGGAAAAGUUACCGUCAGAAGAAACUUUAGAGAACAAGUCAGCACCAGAUAGAGUAACAGAAAAUAAGGAAAUGCCUACAAACCUCAACCUGACCAAGCUAGGUGACGAUUUGCCAAUGAACCUUGUUAGUCGCGGUGAUAGUAAGAUCAAUCUGCUGAAAAAUUACAGACAUCAGAGGCCCGGGGGAAGAGUGCCUACUGAGUCUAGUUUGAGCCAGCUAGAGAAGACCGCUAGCGCGCUAAACAAAGAAGGAAUACCUGAUUUCAGAAAGAACUUGGACGACAUAACCCAGUCCUACUCUCCAAGCGCAGAGGAGAAGACCAGUAGCUCUUCUCGCAAGAAAAGAUCGCCCAAGAAGAUAGAAAACGUCGAAUCUCAAGACAAGAAAGUCAACCCUAAUAUGUCUCACAGUGUGUCUAGUAUGCUCAAUUCGAAACCGGCACUGGCUGAUCCGGUAGCCAACAACCUCUUGACUCCGAGUCCGCAGCCACACAAUCACGGCAGUAUGCCGGGGCUUCCUAUGGAUAAUCACUCGCUGGACUUUAGCCUGGGAUCCACUAAUCGUCAGACUAUAGCGCCGAGCAUACACAGUGGUUUGAUGACGGGUGGUACCGUGAGCAACAAAGUGCCGCCUGUGAUGCAGCCGCAGAGUACUCUGCCGCCCGCUCAGGCGUACCCCGCUAAUCCUACACCAGAAGCCGCGUAUGGACAGUACCCUGGUUACGGCAUGAGCUACCCGUACCCAAGCGCGCCGUACUACGGCGGUUACGGAGCCCCGCCCUACUACGGGGCGGGGUAUGCGCCGGGCCCCGCCCCGCCGCCCGCACCCUUCGCGCCCGCCCCGCCCUCCGAUCGGUACCUCCCACCGGAGCAGCACUGGUAGAACACCAGUCCCAAGAAAUGACUCAGAUAUUGUACUCGGCCUUUGUGUAUCAGUCUUUAGUUCGUUUGAAAGAAGUAUAAACUUUUUGAAAGUAUGAAUCGAGAGUCAGAAAAAAUACAGUUCUCGAGUUUAUCCACAAAAGACUAGACUUAAAUUCUAAUGAAAAAACUCUGUACCAUACUCGGUAUACAUAACAAGUUUCAAAUGAUCUAAAUAGUUGGAUGCAUAGGGAGAGCUAAGUUUUUAGUUACAUUAGAAAACGUUAAAUGACACAAGGUGGACUGAAUAAGAAACCAGUUCAAAAUAUUACAAAGCUCCAAGAAGUGUGAUUUUUGUGAGGGUCAGGAAGAGAGUGGAAUGACGUUCCAAAUGUUUUUAGUUCCUAUUUUUGCCACCGGGCGGCGACACAAAGACUUACGGUGACGUCAUUUUUAAUAUUGGAAUGUCGUUUCACAUAAAAGUGACCGACUCUCGUAUGCCCGGUUUUUAGAGAUUUUUGACAGAAGUUUAUCUCUUGGUAGCGCUUUUGAUUGGCUAACGUCUAAACAUUAACCAAUGAACAUAGCUGCUGAGUGGAUAAACAUCACAAACCGAGCAAUAAUCCUCCCGGCCUGAUACUUAAACGCUACUUAAAAUUAAGGACUCCUAACUUACAGGCUGUCUGAUUCGUAAAAUGACAACUCAGCAAGUUACUUGAGUGAUAGUUAAUUUUAAUAGCUUUUCUGUAUUCGGCGGUUAGAGUUUAAAUAUGCCAUCUACGACGCUGUUCGCGUUAGCAUUUUAUAACUGGGUACACAAUAUCAAUUUUUUUAGUUAUAUUUUUUACAAAAUUAAAGUUUUUUUUAAUAAUAGAAAAUACUUCCAUCAAAUGCUCAUAGUCUUAUUCUGAACUUUUGAAUCUUUUUCUUUAUUUCUCGAAUACAUAAGCUAUGAUUUUUAAUCAGAAAUCUGUAAGAACAUUAAAAUGUUUUAGAUAUUUAGAAACUAUAAUGAACUCAUUGGUAAGCAAACUUGCAAAAUUUCGGAAUAAAUCAUUAACAAUACAACAGUUUCAGUCA
Aricia agestis (brown argus) is the source of this 8414-nucleotide messenger RNA. RefSeq lists its product as uncharacterized. Gene Ontology annotation, molecular function: ATP binding; ATP hydrolysis activity; ATP-dependent chromatin remodeler activity. Lineage: Eukaryota; Metazoa; Arthropoda; Insecta; Lepidoptera; Lycaenidae. The transcript has 22 exons. Gene Ontology annotation, cellular component: nucleus. The coding region runs from base 427 to 7356 and encodes 2309 amino acids. The record is from RefSeq and is a predicted model, not a curated record.